Aplysia californica (California sea hare) is the source of this 982-nucleotide messenger RNA. RefSeq lists its product as uncharacterized. The record is from RefSeq and is a predicted model, not a curated record. NCBI's taxonomy places the organism in Eukaryota, Metazoa, Mollusca, Gastropoda, Aplysiida, Aplysiidae. Gene Ontology annotation, molecular function: chitin binding. Gene Ontology annotation, cellular component: extracellular region.
CGGGCGCAGACGAGGUAUAAAACGGCUGCAGCCCACACCAGUUGUCACAGUUAACACUCAUGUCCCCGUCACCAAGGUAACCGAGGAUUCCACACCGGAGGCGAGAACGACAAACAAAAAGAUUUAUUUUCCGUCUUGACUUUCGCCCAUCGUCCAGCGUGAGCCAAAACAACGUAAGAAGAUGCUGCCACCAUCCACUCCAAUAACCUUGGCCUUUGUCUUUCUGGUCGGCACGGCACUCGCCCAGUACGACAGCGACAUCGUCAACAAAUGCCCACAGGUGUCACCGGAGGAUCCGAACCCGGACCCGCUCUACUACAGCCACCCUGACGACUGCACCAAAUACGUCAGCUGCGCCUUUGGCCUGCCAUACGUCAUGGAGUGUCCCAACGGCACUGUGUUUAGUGACGUCAUCACUGGCUGCGUACACGAGGAAGGGCCUUACAACAAGUGCGCCAAACGUCCAGAGAACAAGGCAACUUGUCAGGCAGGGUCACGUAAUCUGAUCCCCCAUCCAGACUUCUGCCAACGGUACUACAACUGCAGUGACCACUCGGACAAACGCAUGUCUUACCUGGGCAAGUUUGAGGAGGAGUGUGACUACCCUGACCUAUUUGACUACGUGCUGCUGAAGUGUAUGUCCUUCAAGGUAGCCAAGUGCGCAGAGGGAACCAAAGUGGGUGUGCAGCCAUGCGACUACGUGAGGAACCAGUGUGUGAGCUCUCACUGUGAGCCGUGUUCCUUCCGGGCUCCCUCCUGUCUGGGAAAACCCGACGGCCUACAUGCAUCGAAUCUAAAACGGCAUGUAUAUGUUUUUUGUACUAUGAAAUAUACAAAUUAGCAUUUCAGAUUUGUAUCAUGGUUAGAAAUAUGCCGUAAAAUUGUCUUUGCUCUGCUGCUGAUCGUACAUUUUGUCAUCACGAGUUCUCUAUUUAAAGGUGAACGGGACCCUUCCAGUAUAAUAAUUCUUAUCGUCCUUGAA